GAGAUGCGCCAAGAACGAACCGAUCGACGGGUCUCGAUCGUUCGCUCGCGGAAGAUCUGGAGCUCACCAGCGAAACGCCCAACCAGCCUGCCACCGUACCCUGUCUCCCCGUGCCGAACCGAAGAGUGAGCGCCAGAGCGCCAGCGGUACCAGCGGUGCGAAAACACACGAGGCCCGCUGCUAUAUUACCGACCGGCCGGGUGAUGCGAGCGAUCAUUUCACUUCCGUCCAUCAAGCGGUGCAGACGCAAAGAAAGCCGUCGUCUUUAGUAACGUACGCAGCGCAGCCUCCAGCCUGAAAGGUUCGUUCGGAUUCGUUCGGUGACAGAUUCGUACGCAGUAGUGCCCAGAGUCUCGGCUGUCUCUCGACGACGCUUCCAUUUCCAUCGCCCAUCGGAGACAUCUGCUCGAUCCCGUUCUUGGCGUGCGUGUUCCCCAAAGUGCGUAUGUGCGUUUGCGUGUGUGUGUCGGUGCAUGAGAAUCGGGUCGUAUCGGUGUGCGGUGUAAGCCAGGCAGCGCAUCGCCGGGACAGGCGAGCGACAUAAUUGUGGCAUAGUGAUCACCAACCGCGCGUCGCGUUGAGUAAUCGUGGUCUCGCGUGCGUCCGUGCCAGUUUUGGUUCGUUCGCUCGUCCGUCCGCACCAGUCCAGUGUGCCAGUGUGUCCAUUACCGCGUGGUGUGCGGGUCAAACGCGUCGGUGAAUCGGUGACACAGCAUCCGGCCAGACGAGGCAGGCCCGCUUCGGAGGAGGGCAAAUUUGCAUCCAACCCCAACGGGAGAGGCAGAUCCGCGCAGAUAGCAGCAGCAGCAGCAGCAGCAGAAGCAGCAUAUUUUUGCAACAUUAGCACCAAUCCGACCGGAAUCGAUCAAGUGCAAACAAUUAUCCAUCAUGACGCAAACGAGUCGCCUGAUAGUGCUGGUCUGCCUGCUGUCCACCGUGGCGGCCAUUCCCGUCCGUCAAAGUCAGCUCCUGUCGGCGAUGCAGCGCCAGUACGAGGCCCGCGCCGCCAAGGAAGCGGGCUACCUGCAGGAGCUGGAAGCUGAGCCCACCGGACAGGAGCCAGAAAGUGGGAAGUUGCCUUCGAACGGGGAGGGCGAGCAGAGCAGCUCCGCUGACUCCAACAUUCGUGAGCCACUACUUCCCAUUACGCUACCGCUGCCGAAUCUGCGCAAGAACAAGAUGUUGGGCUACUUUGGGCUGUACUCUCCGGCGGCGCUAAGUGCGGCAGCAGCUGCGGCUUACGCUCAACCCUACGGCUAUCCGCUGUAUCACUCGAUGCUGGACUACUACGACGACUACCUGCCGGUGGACAACUAUCCCAGCCUAAACAUGCUGGCCAACAUGCAAACCUACCCGCAGAAUGUCUACGCCAACAUGGCGAACGGAAUGGGCUCGUACCAGACGAUGAGUAACCUUUCGCCGAACCUUCAGCAGCAGCUCAACAGUCUCGUACAGCAGCAGCAGCAACAGCAGCAGAUUGGACAACAGCAGCAGCAACAGCAGCAACAACAGGCCACGAACCCGCAGCUCGCCAACUUGGCUGGUUUGGAAUCGAAUGCUGCUGCGCUCGGAAGCUUCCAGAGUCUCGCCGCCAGCUUUGCGGCCGGUAAUGACAACUUCCAAUCGCUGGACGAUGAAGACAUCCUGUCCCGCCACAGCCAGGCUGGCCGCCGUCGCCCGGCAGUGAAGAACUCGCCGAUCUACUACAUCCGACUGCCCCCGACGCCGUACAUGUUCGUGCCCGGUGUUGGCUACAUCUCGCAACCCCCAACGAUCCAGCCGAUGGCCGCACCGGUCCCACAGUAUCCGCAGCUCGCACCACCACCGCCAGUGACGAUGAGUCCGUUCUACCAGCUGCCCAUUAACUUCGUGUCGAACGGCAAACCCUCCGGCAUUUACCAGUGGAACGGUGCGCCGGCUGCUCCGGCGGUACCACCGCAGCCAACCUUUGCCCUGCCGUACCCGCGCCCACAGCGACCCGCCUUCGCACCGUCACCGUUCAUCCAGGACUCGAAGAUUACGCACCUGAAGGGUCCGUUCCUGUUCAACGGCCGGCCGGAGGAGAUUUUCCUGCUGCAAAACAGCUUCAACCCGCUCUACCAGAGUCCACUGAACUCGUACUAUUAAUGAGAGUGCGACCGGAGAGUGCAGGUGGACCAGCGCGAAAGACUCACAUCCGCCAUGGGGACUUAGGGGGAGUGUCCGGGAUGGUUAUAGCAAACGCAUUUGGCAAUGAAGGGCCAGCUUAGCGGCAUUACUGCAAUAUCACGAUUAUCAUGCAAAACUUUACACAAACACAUUCACACAUACACAAUACAACACUGCGAUCGAUACUGCGAACGAUCGGAACUGAUCGAGGUGGGUGGCCCCCCUUGCGAUAACACAUACAUACUAUUGUUCGAUUAGGCUUAGUGUGGAUUAGCCACUUAAGGCAGCAAAAAGUAAAAUACUAGACAUAGACUAAGCGUCGCUAGACACUUUCGGUACCGGUACCAUUCGGUUACCCGGCACACUAGAGGAUGCUUGUGGUGUAAAAUGACUUACUUGGAGAAACGUUUCAUCGAUGGGAGAGAAGCUUUUUGCUGCAUCCUUACUUACCAGUGAUGCAAACAAUCAUUUUUUAGCUAACCACUUUCGAGGUGCUAAGCAUCGAAAUCUAGCUAAAAGGGGGAUUCGCGGGAGACGUAUUGCCAUCUUCCCGCGCGAAGGCCUCCAUCGAUGGAACGUUUCUUCGACACGACGGUAUUUAUCAGUAAUGUAACGAGAACGAGAAGCGAAAUGAAUGCAAAACAAUACUCGUACUUGGAUCGUCAAACGACUAGACAGCAAUCGGGACUAGUGAUUUAGCGGAGGGUUAAGUAAAUUUGAUUUAAAGAAGUAAAAUUAAAAUUAAACAUAAAUAAAAAGCACAACGCCAACAAAUGGAGAAAGCAUUCGGCGUACGAAUUUGAUUGUUUUGAGAAAGAAAUGUGUCCUGCAAAGAGGUUUUGGUAAGAUUGGAUUGUAAAAGCAAAGAUUGGUACACCACAACGCAUACAGCUCAGGUGGAAUACAGUGGAAUCAGUGGCGGAUUAACACGAAGGGAGGCCCUAAGCGGUCACACGAAUGUAGGCCUUUGUGAAGUUGUGGUGGAAAAAGGUUUCUUUCCUUCUAACUUCAAAUAACGACACCGAUUUAGGAAUACAACCAGGCGCUACAAAGUGUUGAGCGAGCAAUUGUAAAAGGAUUACUAGAGAAGGAUUAAAAACUAAAUUUACUUAUGAGCGGGGUCCCUUUUUCGGGGCUCCUACAAACCUCGGGGUCCCACGCGGCCGCUUAUUUUGUGCAGUGCUUAAUCUGCCCGUGAAUGAAACGCUGUUUAUCCGGGCUUAUCGACACUCGACCUCGCCCGGAGAUUAGAAUAACAAGGACAAUGGGUUCCUAUGAUUUAUU
Molecule: messenger RNA, 3432 nt
Organism: Anopheles merus
Lineage: Eukaryota; Metazoa; Arthropoda; Insecta; Diptera; Culicidae
Exons: 2
Coding region: 889-2127 (412 amino acids)
Source: RefSeq, a predicted model, not a curated record